Molecule: messenger RNA, 3111 nt
Organism: Durusdinium trenchii
Lineage: Eukaryota; Dinophyceae; Suessiales; Symbiodiniaceae
Source: the annotation of a GenBank genome assembly
CUGGUUAGCGUGGGUCUUGGUACCGCCAAGUGACCAUGGCCGGCCCGGGCGACCUCGUCGCAGCAAUUUGCGCUGGCAUUGAGUUGGCAAGGUGGGAAAGAACUUCACGUGAACGGAAUCUACUCCACAGUCUGUAAAGCCAGGCCUUGUGUGGCGGGCAGUCCCGCAUCAAGACCCACUGCGGCAGUAAAGCCGGUGAAGAAAGCUGUGGUGUAGAGGACGCGGCCAUGGAGGGGAGCCAAAACAUGUUCCAAAUUCGCGCGUGGAAAAGUUGAUGGGCCAGUUCUCCCAGCUGAAAUAUCAGAAGUGGGGAGGAAACUGUUUGAAAGAAAACGCGCGAGGAGGCCAUGCCAGAUGAAUUCAACAAUUACACGAUCGACGACUUCCCAUCUUCCUUUUCGGGACUGGCGUGAUCAUUGCGCUGCAAGGAAAUGCAAGGAAGACGAACGCAUGCGUAGAGUCUAGAGCGCAAGCAGAACAGUCACAGGUUUCUAGAUUGUUUCCUUGGGCGUGUUUUGAAAUCAGAAAGUUCAGAAGCGCAAAACGUGGAAGAGUUGAGAAAGCCAGAAGAUGAGCAAGAGGGCACGUUACCAGUGUUGGUCCUUCAUGAUGAAAAGACUGGUCGCACGUUCUCAAGUGUAGCGGGCAAGAGAGCCAAUGCUCACGCCCUGAACUUGGUCACUGAAGCUUGGCACAAAUUGAAGGCUCUGCGUCGGUUGUGAGGACAACCCUGGUCCUACUGGUGAAUGCUUUGGAGAUGAGGUACCCCAGUAUCAAGAUGAAGGUCGGUAGUUUGAUUGUUCGACAUGCUGGUUGGCUGCUGGCAGCAUAUGAGCGUCUUCACGGGCGAGAGUUCAAAGGACAGGUGGUCGAGCCAUUCGAGGUGGUUCACUACAAGCUGUGGGAGUUUGGAUUUGCAAAUCCUUGAACUUGAACAGUGAUGAACACCAUGUUGGCACAACGCAUAGCAUUCGUCGAUGCAGGAUUACACUUCGCAGGCCAGAGAAGAGGCGUUGGGGUGAAAAGAUCCUGGUGGACAUGAAAGGCGCUCCAUGACAGCCAGGGGGUGUUGGCACAGUGCCUCCUCCUACACCAGCGCUUCCAGAUGCACCUGGUGGGGCGCCAGCCCUGGUCACUCUUGCAAGGCUGAUCAAGCAUGGUCCAACUAGGCUGUCCAAACUGUCAUUGUUCAAAUGACAAGCCAAAAAUACGCGCGCACACCUCGCCAGGCCCGGUUUGCAAGGCUAUGUGAGGAUGAAGAGAAGGUCCAAGGACAAUGAGAAGGCAGAGCCGCAGAGCCAGUCCCAGAUGCCAGGAUGAGCCUCAAACCGGCGGCGGAGAAAUCCGCGCCGAAGUCGAGCCGACCAGCGGGUGGCUCUGCGGUCGAUCGUCAGGCGGGUGGCCCAGGUGACCUGGACGAGAAAGCGAAGAAAAGAGUUUUCAUGAAUCCGAGUCUCGUGGAGCCAAAAGAGCAGCAGAAGAGCCUUUGGCGAGCAUAGAUCCGAAGGCAAGCAAGAACCCAUUGCUGGAUACCUGGCGUGGGGAAACUCCAUGAAGGUGCAGAGGGCUAUGAUGAGCGCGCAGGCGAACUUCUUCCCAAGGAAACACAAAACCAAAAUUUGGCUGCGCAAGCCUCUCCCUGGCCGUUCCUGGGCACGGACAUGCGAAGAUGCCAGCAAGGAUGGUCAGCCAGGACUCUUCAGCCCGCGCUCUAAGUCUCCAAAACGGCAGCAGUGCUGCUGCAAGCAACAGCUCAAGCUCAAUCACUGUGCCAACUUGCCCUUCAUUGAGGGGUACUACAAGAAAGAUUCCACUGAUGGCAAAGAAUACAUAUAUGAAACCGAAAGCGGCGAAGCCUUGGAAUUACCGCCAUACGUUCACAAGACUGAACCAUCAUUUGAGUUGUUCGACGGGAUCUUGGGCGAAAACGGCAUGGUCACCUUCGGCAAGCUUGCAAGCGAACCUACUAUCCUGCUGAAAAACCAGUACCUCACUGAUGGCAAAGUCGGUGAAGUAUUGUUUUAUGCCAAAUUGAGGGUCAGUUUUCAGACAACCAUGCAGUUGCAAGAGUAUCCUUUCGAUGAACAAUACCUCAAGUUCUACAUUAUUUCCAGGGCGCCAAAGCAAUAUGUGACUCUGGUUUUGGAGAAAGAUCAAUAUGGAGUGAUCGAAAGCAAGUGCCGCAAAGGCCUUGACAAGGAUUUGGACCGUUUCUGCAUUACAAAGGGCAAGGAACCUAUGUUUGUCGAGGCUAAAGUCGGAACUGGCAUAAAGGAGUACGCCCAAGUCAAAGGAAAUCUUCCCUUGCGCCAUAAAGCAAAGCAAUGCCUGAUGGAGGUUGUUUUGGUUCGCUUUAUUUUUGUGCUUGCCUGCUUCAGCAUUUUCUUCAUAAAGCUCACGGAUGAAGGAAAAGGCGAGAGGAUUGGUGCCAUCUUGACCACGAUUUUUGCGCUUCAAGGCAUCCAGUACCGUCUUGGAGACAACGAACUGCCUGUUAAGUCGUAUUCCACUUGGUUAGAUAAUUACAUUGCCAUCUCUUACUUCUUCCUUCUGAGCCUUCUGCUAGAGCUGGCCUUGGUCUUGCUUUAUGUCGAUCACUUCAGCAUUCAUCCUGCCGAGAAGGCACCGAGGGCCAACGCUGCAUUCGAAGGCGUUGAGAGAAGGGAAGAGGAUGUCUCAAUCGAUCGAAUAUCCAUCGGGAACAAGAUAGAUGCAGGAUUUGCGUAUGCAUGGCUGCUUGGAUGGAUCUUGUGGCACAUUCACGUCUGGUGCAAAUAUUGCCGGUGGCGACAUCAACCACAUGAACAUGCAGACGAUGAACCUGUUGAGAAAACGGAGAGGCGACGCAAGGCCGACGAUAAAGGAGACUAUGUUGAGCUGUCAUGCUGCGCCGAUGAUGACCGUGAUGGACCGGAACGACACUAAUCAGUUGGGACUGACAUACCUUUAAUCCGUCGUUGCAUCAGGAAAUGCACGGCAUGAGAUUGCAAAGCAAUUUCUUGAAUUAAGACAUGUGCACAGGCCAAAGACAACCUCCCACGCUUUUAACGUGAUUGAACUUUGACCCGUGCCCGUUUCGCCCCAGAGACAAACUCUGUGAGAAGUUGCGCC